Molecule: messenger RNA, 1008 nt
Organism: Aspergillus niger
Lineage: Eukaryota; Fungi; Ascomycota; Eurotiomycetes; Eurotiales; Aspergillaceae
Exons: 5
Coding region: 1-1008 (335 amino acids)
Source: RefSeq, a predicted model, not a curated record
AUGGCCGGGAGCGCUUUCACAUUCUUUCAUGCUAAGGUCUCAAAAUCGACAUUUCUGCGCCUCUACCUGGAUGACUUCUUUGUGCUGCUAGCAUGGGCAAUCAUGUUGACUACCGCCAUCAUCUGGCAAAUCGAGGGGCAAGUGCUGUAUGAAAUGUAUGCGAUCAGUGAGGGCAAGCAGCCUUACACCCCGGAUAUUCUACCAAAGUUCGGGAAGUUCAUGCGUUUCGUCGCCCCACUCACCAUUCUGUUCUACUCGGGAUUAUGGUGUGUCAAAUUCUCAUUCUUAGCCUUCUUCUACCGGCUUGGUUCCAAGGUCAAGAGUCAUCGGAUCUGGUGGUAUGUGGUCUUGUUUUGCACCGUGGCUGUCUGGAUGGCCUCGGUCGCGGAUAUCGACUACCGAUGCAGUUUUGGGGGUUUGGAAUAUACCAUGACCCAAUGCUCCAACCUCUACCAUGUACACUUUGAAAACCGCACAUUUUGGGCGAACUGUGCCGGGGAUGUGGUUACCGAUCUUAUGAUUUUAUCAAUCCCCGUGCUCAUCCUCUGGAAAACACGUAUUACUUUCACAAAGAAGCUUGUCUUAUUGAGUGUCUUCUCCGUCACGAUUAUCGUCAUGGCGAUCGCCAUUAUCCGAGUCGUCGUCAAUACCUCCCUUGAUGAACCCGUCGAUAUCUCCUGGUUAUAUCUGUGGAGCUUUAUUGAAAUGGGAACCGCGAUCAUAAUCUCCUGCGUCGCCUCCUUCCGUCAGCUCUUCGUGACAUCACAAAACCAACAUCUCUUCGGCAAAGUCGCGUACCACCCACCCAAUAACCCUCUCCUCAACAGCAUGCGGAAUGGCUAUAGACGCACACAGUCCGGUCCGGGAGUCGAGGGAGAUGGUUCGUCUCAGAGAAGCGGUACUGCUCCGAAGAUACUUCCCUUGGACCUUGUGCAUGUGCGAAACGAAUUUGAUGUUGAGAGCGCGCCGGCUAGUCGAAAUCAUUCUCGUGAGGAUCCAUGGAAUUAA